This is a messenger RNA of Colletotrichum spaethianum, 1146 nucleotides long. Its product is annotated as SVP1-like protein 2. Gene Ontology annotation, biological process: response to oxidative stress. Lineage: Eukaryota; Fungi; Ascomycota; Sordariomycetes; Glomerellales; Glomerellaceae. Gene Ontology annotation, cellular component: cytoplasm. The transcript is spliced from 4 exons. The coding region runs from base 1 to 1146 and encodes 381 amino acids. The record is from RefSeq and is a predicted model, not a curated record.
AUGUUCAAGUGGGCGCAACAAAAGCUCGCCGACGUGGCGGGUACCCAGGAGCCCAUUUACGGCCCAACGGCCAUCAGAUCCGUCGCCGAGGAGGCCAAGACGACUACACACACAGAGACCACCAGGGAUGACCUGAAAUGGAUCGCGGCCGACUCGACUUCGGUUGAGACGCAGAGCUUCUACUUGAUGGGCGACAAUGGACAUCUUGGACUGGCCCAGAUCAUCUACAGCAACGUCGGCGGCAUCCGCACCACGUGCCAGUUCAACGUCAAGAUCUUCUACCCCGAGAAGUCGAAGCCUACCCUUUGGGAAACCACGCAGCUUAACCACUACGAGGUCAGCGAAGAUCGGAUGUCCUUUUACGCCGACGACUGCGCUGUCGAACUUUCCGAGGACGGCACCUACUACACGAUCAAGAGCAUGAACUCGGAAAACGCCAUUGUCAACCUCAAGGUCACCCGCACCGCACCCGGCUUCCACGCCGGCAAGACGGGCAAGACGCUGUUCGGCACCGACCUGUCGAAGCCUUGGGGCACUAUGCGCCACGCUUUCUGGCCGCGGUGCGUCGUCGAGGGCACCAUCACCACCAAGGAGGGCCCCGUCGACUUUACUGGCCGCGCGUUUUACGUCUACGCGCUGCAGGGCAUGAAGCCUCACCACGCGGCGGCCAAGUGGAACUUUGUCGACUUCCAGGGCCCCAACUACUCGGCCGUCAUGAUGGAGUACACGACCCCGCCCUCGUACGGAUCGACGGUCGUCAGCGUAGGAGGCAUCGCCAAGGAUGGCGAGAUGAUCUACGGCGGCGUCACCCAGACGGCCGCGCACACCAAGGUGAAGAACGACUCGCUCAACGAGUGGCCCGAGCCCGAGGAGAUCAAGUUCACGUGGUCCGGCAAGGACAAGGAAGGCAAGGCCGUGGAGGCCCUCAUCGAGGGCCCAUUGGGAGAGCGACUUGACAGAGUCGACGUCUUGGCUGAGGUUCCUGGCUUCGUCAAGAAGAUAGUAGCGGGCACGGCCGGUACCAAGCCUUACAUCUACCAGUAUUGCCCGACCAAGAGCAAGCUCACGCUGAAGCUCAAGAUUGGAGACCAAGAAAUCUCUGAGGAGGGUCUCUGCUUCAGCGAGGCCACUUUCAUCUCUGAAUAG